UUGGUUUUGUUGGGCGAGAGUGCAGUUGGUGAGUGUUUUUUGAUAUUUUGUCCAAAUUUCAGGCAAUUUACAAGGGAAAUUUUGAUGAAACAUAUCGAAAUAUACCAAAUCGAGCAUGCUGAUCACGAUUCCGAAGGCAAAAAUUGUCACAAAUGCCUGUGAGCACUUGUCUGGAGCUCUAAAGUUGGAAUUUAGUUUCGGUGUUUUUAAAAAAAUAUCAAAAUUUGCCCAAAAAAACUUUAUAAAACCUGUGUAUUUUCAAUAAAAUAAUGAAAAUUGGCAAAAACCGACCCUCAAUUCUAUUUUUUUUGGAGCUCAAGAAAAGUGCUCACAUGCAUUUGUGAAAAUUUUUGACUUCGGAAUCGUGAUCAGCAUGGUCGAUUUGAUAUGUUUCAUCAAAAUUUCAUGCACUUCCCUGAAGUUGAGACAUAUAAAUGUUUUUCUACAGGAAAAUCGUCGUUGGUUUUGCGAUUCGUCAAAGGACAAUUUCACGAGUAUCAAGAGUCGACGAUUGGCGCCGCGUUUUUGACACAAACGGUAUGCUUUUUGGAUGCUUUUUGGGUGUUUUCUUUUGGCAAACCCCCAAAGAUCUCCUAAUUUUAUAAAAUUUAAAUUUUUUCCCAAAAUCCGAGUUAAUAUUAUCGAAAAUCUCAUCGGUACCACGCGCUCCACCGAAAUAAACACGCAACGCAGACCGCGUCGCGUCACAACACACACAAAUAAGGGAACGAUUCAAAUUCCCUCCCUUUUUUGUGUGUGUUGUGGCGCAGCGCGGUCUGCGUUGCGUGUUUAUUUCGGUGGAGCGCGUGGUACCGAUGAGAUUUUUGAUACUACGUGGUAUAGUUGGACAUCGACUAAAUGACAUUUUCAUGUUUUUUAGCUAGUGAGCUGAAAUAUUGGAUUUUAAUCGUAUUCAUAGGGUAGAAUGGUCUAAGACGAACAGAAUGAUAUAAAUUUUGAUGACUUUACGUUAUUCAUAAGUGAUUUAGCGGCUUAUCGACUAAACAUCGCUAAAUCCACACCUGACGAGACGUGUCCAAAAUGGACACUGUACAUUUUUUUCAAAACUCACACUGUAUUUUUUUCGAAAAAAAAUCACCUGUUUCCUUUUCACCAACAUUUCUCUUCUUAAAUAAAAACACACAAUUGUCCGAGUGGCUAAGACGCUGCGCCCUCAAUCACAAGGUCACCGGUUCGGUUUUGCUCAACGAAGCAAUUUUUUAUUUUUUUUUUCAAUUUUUCACACUAUAACAAACAAGUUUAUACCUCAAUAAAUCUUCAUUUUUAAAAUGAAUAUAGUUUCUAGACAGUCUUUUAUCUAAUUGGAACUCCAUGUGCAGUGUGGAAAUUGAUUACUCGCCUAGAAAAACAUAGUGUCCAGUAAAAAACUGUUUUUCAUCAAUUGUGACUUUCAAAAUCAAUUUCCACACUGCACAUGGGUAAAUUCAAAAACUAGACACAAAAAUACCCCUACUUUGUGAAGAAACCAAACCUGGAGGUUGCCUUAGUAAAAAAUGCCCCGCGAUUCUUUCUAGUGGCCAAUUUUUCCAUCAAAAUGGACACUUCAAAAUAACAGCGAAAUAGGGCAUUUCCACACUGCACUCAUGGUGUUCCACACUGCCUAUGACCUUAGCAAUCUAUCAUAAAAAAUUCAACCAUGUUCGUCAAGUCUAAGCUUAGUUUUCCUAACUUCAAAUUUUGAGCAACGUUGGAACGCAUUCGUUUGAAAACAGUUUCCUUUCCACCAACAUUUUCCCCUCGGGAGAAAAGAGAGAUGUGGCCGAGAGGAUAGCAGUUUUGACUGGCGUGCAUGAGACCAGGGUUCGAGUCCUAUUGCCGGCGAGGUUUUUUUUUUCGAAAACUUCAGAUUUUCACGCUGCACAAUUUUUUUUUUGAAAAAAUUUCACACUGUACAAAAAUUUUUGGACACUGUCUCUCCAGGUGUGGCUAAAUCACUUAUGGAUAACGUAAAGUCAUCAAAAUUUAUAUCAUUCUGUUCGUCUUAGACCAUUCUAUCAUAUGAAUACGAUUAAAAUCCAAUAUUUCAACUCAUUUGCUUAAAAUACAUGAAAAUGUCAUUUGGUCGAUGUCAAACUAUGUAUAUUACAUGGUUAAGAUUUUGGCACCAUGUCGAAAUUGAAAACCAGUUCUAGCUGAACUUCGUAAGUCGCGUGCGGCUGUGCGGCGCGGUCGGGAAAUAAUUGUUUUCCAACCGCGCCGCACAGCCGCACGCGACUGACGAAGUUCGUUUUUCAAUUUUGACAAUAUUAAAGCAAUUUUGCCACGUGUCAUUUUCUCAAUUUUUUAAAAAUGUUCGCAAAAAAUGUUGAAAAGUGAGAAUUUCCAUCAUUUUCACACAAAAACCACUCAAAAAUCUCCAAAUUUGACCAUUUUUCAUCCUGAAAUUAAUUCCAGGUGUGCCUCGAAGAAGCGACUGUGAAAUUCGAGAUUUGGGACACGGCCGGACAGGAAAGAUAUCAUUCAUUGGCACCAAUGUAUUAUAGAGGAUCGCAAGCGGCCAUAGUUGUUUAUGAUAUUACAAAUCAGGUUGGAAUUUUUGAAAAAAAGCUGAAAUUCACGAAGAUUGAUGGAUUUUGAGUUAAAAAUUACAUAAAAAUUGAAUUUUAAGCUUAUUUUUUGGUCUGGAAAUUGAAUUUUUGCUUAAAAUGCUUCAAAAUUUGUUAAUUUUGACCGAAAACUCUGAAAAUUAUCAAAUUUGUGCUUAAAAUGCUCCAAAUCCCCGCAAAAAUCCCGAAAUUAAUUUCAGGAAUCGUUUCAAAAGGCCAAAAAUUGGGUAAAAGAGCUCCAAAGACAAGCGUCACCGAAUAUCGUAAUUGCAUUGGCUGGAAAUAAGGCGGAUAUGGCGAAUAAACGAGUAGUCGAAUAUGAAGAAGCCAAUGCGUAUGCCGAAGAAAAUGCACUACUUUUUAUGGAAACAUCGGCUAAGGUAUGGGAGAUUUUGAGCUGAAAUUUGAGCAAAAUUGUGAUUUUUGCACGAAAAAUUGACGAUUUUUGACACCAAAUAAGCCUAGGCUUUGAAAAAUUUAGUUUUCCGCGCCAAAAAUGAUCUACAGUACUCUAGAAACCUCUGUGAGACCCAAAAAUCCACGUUUUUUGACAGCAAAUAAGCCUGAGGGAUUUUUGGCGCUGAAAAAUUUGAAUUUUUCAUUUUUGGCGCCAAAAUUGUCUACAGUAGUUUCGUAGAUCCUCUCGAGACCUAAAAUUCCAUGUUUUUUGUCACAAAAUAUGCCAAAAUGUUUCAAUUUUCACCUACAGUACUCCCAAACCCUACAGUAACCAGGGUAAAUCUACUCGAGACCCAAAAAUAUCCUAUUUUAACGGAUCUCACUCAAAAAAGCGCAUUUUUAACCAAAUUUCAUAGAAAAUCGCUUUUACCAUUUUAAUGAAUUUUCCACCUACAGUAAUCUCGUCUCGAGACCCAAAAAUCUGAUUUUUGAUCAAAUUUCACUCAAAAUUUAUGUAUUUUAGCUUGAUUUUCUCCAAUUUUCCACCUACAGUACUCCCAAACCCUACAGUAAUCUCGAUAGAUCGUCUCGAUACCCAAAAAUCUUUAUUUUGAUCAAAUUUCACUCAAAAUAGGUCAAAAUUCAUCAAAAUUGAUGUGUUUUGGCUCGAAAUUCCUCAAUUUUCACGAAUUUUACAUCUACAGUACUCCUAAACCCUACAGUAACCUCAUGGAUCGUCUCGAGACCCAAAAAUCUUCAUUUUGAUAAAAUUUCACUCAAAACAGGUCAAAAUUCAUCAAAAUUGAUGUAUUUUAGCUUGAUUUUCUCCAAUUUUCAUGAAUUUUCCACCUACAGUACUCCUAGACCCUACAGUAACCUCGCAUUUUUUGCAGACCUCAAUGAACGUCAACGACGUGUUCAUGGCGAUAGCGAAAAAGUUGCCAGUUGGACCAACUCAAGGCCAAGAUUCUCAGGGAACCGUUGACAUGAAUCAACCACAACAACAAUCAAAAGGAUCGUGUUGUAAAUAA
Caenorhabditis angaria is the source of this 3997-nucleotide messenger RNA. The record is from the annotation of a GenBank genome assembly. NCBI's taxonomy places the organism in Eukaryota, Metazoa, Nematoda, Chromadorea, Rhabditida, Rhabditidae.